Messenger RNA from Cylindrotheca closterium, 843 nucleotides. NCBI's taxonomy places the organism in Eukaryota, Bacillariophyta, Bacillariophyceae, Bacillariales, Bacillariaceae. The record is from the annotation of a GenBank genome assembly.
AUGAGCCAACCGCAUUGUCAAACAGACAACAUGACCUUGGUUGAAGAAAUGGUCAUUGCCAGUGCCAGACCGGCCAAUGGAAGAACCUGUUGUGGGAUGCUCGUCAAGGGCGUCGAUGGGACUACUGUGACCCUAGGAAGCAAGAGCGAAUCCAGAGAACGGAGAAAGAAUAACCUCAGUGGAGAAGAAUUGGAUCAAAUUGAAGAUCAAUAUCUUAAUUUGGCCAGUUAUUCCAACAAGCUCAUUUGGGCCGACAAGAAAUCCAAAAAGUCGGAAGCCAGUGGGAUCUAUUACUCGAUCGAAGUCUCCAAGGACCCUGCCAAAGCCUUUGAACAAGAAGCACUUGAAUCUAUUGCCAAGCGUCAUGCGGUCAUUAUGGAUUCCUGGGACUUUUAUCGAAUCAUUUGUUCCUUGUUGAGAGAUCGACGCAAAUACAAAGAAGUCUAUCGCAAGAUGCAACUCGAUCCGGUAUUUCCCUACCUCAAUUCCAUGACGGGAUUGGACGAUCCUGGUGAAACUGGAUAUGUCAACCACGACAAGGCACUCAUUCAAAAGGAUUUGCCCAAAUACUCCAGAAUGACUAGAUGGGAAGUGGCCAAAGAUACGCCAAUGCGGCUCUGCCGUCGUUGGUGGAGAUCUGCAAUACGUUGGCGGGCAGCUUCGGAAUGGAAGAAGUGGGUGUGGGACCCAUCAAGGAAAUGCCAGCCUUGCUCGCUACGCAAGGCAGAAAAGAAGUAUGAUGGAGAUUUGCUGAAAGUGACGGACUGUUGUGUGCCUUGGUCGUUGUCAAGGGGCAUCGGGACAUUCGUCGUUGGCAGAGUCUAUUUUAUUUUAUUUGAAUAG